Molecule: messenger RNA, 5123 nt
Organism: Scylla paramamosain (green mud crab)
Lineage: Eukaryota; Metazoa; Arthropoda; Malacostraca; Decapoda; Portunidae
Product: IQ motif and SEC7 domain-containing protein 1-like
Exons: 16
Coding region: 573-3800 (1075 amino acids)
Biological process (GO): regulation of ARF protein signal transduction; actin cytoskeleton organization
Molecular function (GO): protein binding; guanyl-nucleotide exchange factor activity
Source: RefSeq, a predicted model, not a curated record
AGCCAGUGUCAUUAUCUGAAGCGUCAUAGUCACACUCAAAACAGUGCCACUAUUCUACCCCUUGGUGCUACAAAGCCUGGCACUGGCACUGGUGUUACUGGAAUUCGUGCCUCUAGUAAUGUGGUGUCGUGGAAUUAACGUUAAGUGUCUCAUGGUGUUGACUGACUGACUGACUGGUGAUGGUGAUGUGAGAUUAUGAGCGGUUUUGUGUUAUGGUGAUAAUUCAUGGUGCUAAGAGAUUCAUGGUGGUGUUUGAAGGCGUGUAGGUACUGGUGUUGCGAUUUUCUGGUGUUACAAGGGUAGUGGUGUUCUGGUGCUGUGGUGGUGAUGGUGUGAUAUGACUUACAGAGAUGUGUGCCGUUGAGUUCUGGUGUUAAUUUUGAUGUUACAGUUGUGGUGAUGUAGUGGUGUUGUGGUGAUGGUUAUGCUGGUGUUAGACGAUCGUAGUGGUGUAUCAAGGUGUCUAUUGGUGUUAUAUUUCAGUUUCUGGUGUUACUAGUUUUAAUAAAUACAAGGGUGGUGGUGUUGAGACAGAGCACACCACAACACCAAGUAACCUUCUGGUGGUGACCAUGGCUGGGGAGAAGGACGAGGUGAGGAGUGGCGGUUUAAGUGACAUUGGUGAUGAGGCUCCUGCUGGUGACGUGGUGAUGAGUGGCUGUGAUAAUUCAGCUGGUGUGGAGGUGGUGGUGAGCCCUGGGGAUAGUGACGAGAUGGGUGGUGGUGAUAAUGAUGAGUGCGUGGUGUUGAGUGGACAUGAUGACGUGUUUAGAGUCCUCCUGAGACGCAAGGACAGUAGUGACCUGGAGGAGGACACAGCACCAAAGGGGACGCAGAGGAAGAAGAAGAAUUCCUUUAUAAAAAUACGGCUAGAGGAGGAGACUGAAGAGGAGGAGGAGGAGGAGGAGGAGGAAGAAGAGGAGGAGGUUGAUGGGAUAAAGAUGAGAAAAAAGAAACCUCCCAUGACCCAAUGUCCUGCCUGCUUGGGAUGUCCAGAUUCACCUACUGACGAAAGUUCCCCCGUGAAGAUCGACCGCGGCUACACGGGCAAGGGUCCUCCAGGGCGAGGCGUGGGGGGCAACAUUACCAAGUCCUACAGCUGCGAGGGAUCGGCGCCCCCCGUGCCCCCCCACCACCUUCCCCACAACCACCCCCAUCACCACCACCACAACGGCACUCACAAUGUCCGCCGCUCUCAGCUGCAGCAGGCGGUGUCGCAGGGGAGCGGGGUGGGUCUGGGAGGCCGGCGUGGCGCCCCCCGAGGCUCCACCGCGGAUGACACAGCCAAUCGCAAUAGCAGGUGGCGAGGGAGCGGAGCCCCCGGGAACGUGGAGGGCUACGAGCUGUCCCAAGACUUUGCCGACAUGAGGCUGGAAAUGCUGGAGCGCAGGUAUGGUGGCGUGGUGGCGCGGCGGGCGGCUAUCACCAUCCAGAGGGCAUACCGCCGCUACGCCAUGUAUAAAAAGUUUCGCUCCAUCACGGCCACCGCAAAGGCCCAGGAGAAGCGGCUGUCGCGGCGCUUCACGGUGGACGUGCCAGAAUGGGGAGACGCGCCCAGCAACCAGCAGUUCCAUGAUGCCUGCACUGAGUUUGACCAGCUGCAGCGCAACAUUAGUGCCACUGGGUACAGCGAAGGGAGACGGCCAGCUCGCUCCAUGUCGAUGCGAGACACCCCACGCACUGUGCAAGCCACCACUGUCACCACCACCGCCACCACCGCCGCCACCACCGCACCCACACGUCACCAGCAGGACAACUACGACCUACACGACACCCUUGCAACGCUCAGCGACAGCUCCCUCUACUGCCAUGUGUCAGCCCUGUCUCCCCUCACACCCACCUCCACUCCCACACCCGCCCACACCCACGUCAGGAAUGGGUCUGGGGAUUACCAGGCUCACCAGAAUGACCGGGAACUCAAGUAUUUCUCUGAGGACAGCGGUCUGGGGAGCCAGGAGGGGGUAGGGGGCAACCGGCUGGGCGUCACGGGUCAGAGGCGAGCAAGCAGGACUGGCAAAAAGAUCCCCCCAGAGGUGCCCAGGCGGACAUCCUCCAUCAAGUCAUGCAGUGAGAGCAGUGGGAGUGCUGAGAGUGUUCCUGCAAGUCAUCGUGUGCAGUGCCACCCUCCUUCCCUCACCCCUCCUUCCUCCACUCCCUCUUCUCUCACCUCUGAAGGGGGACAUAGUGAUAGGGGACCCCUCACCAGAUCGGCCGACAAUGGCUCCCUGUCCAGCGUUCAGUCCUCAGGCUCGGACUCCUCCCUCUCCCAGUCCACCUCAGACCGGGCCACGCCACUCUCCACCCAUGACCAGGCGGAGACUGCAGACUACCAGCCAACCUCACCAGUGUGGAAGAGAAAAACCGCACAGAUGAGCACAAGCGAAGUCCCCUGCGAGGAUAAGAGGCUGAGCCAGAUCAGCGAAAACUCAGAAGAUUCCUUGCAGAGUCACUCCUCUGAGGGGAUGACCUAUUCCCAAACGCUCCCCUCACAGACCCCACACUCGGCGCACUACGCCCACCAUGCUCACUACACCCACACUGCCCACAUGUCCAAGGUCCCGGAGGUGGUCAGGAAGAGGCAGUACCGGGUCGGCCUCAACCUGUUCAACAAGAAGCCAGAGAGAGGGGUGACCUACCUCAUCAGUCGAGGCUUCCUGGAGAACUCCCCUCAGGCAGUCUCCAAGUUCCUCCUCACUAGGAAGGGGCUGAGCAAGCAGAUGAUUGGGGAGUACCUGGGCAACCUGCAGAACAAUUUCAACAUGGCUGUGCUUGAGUGUUUUGCCCAUGACAUCGACCUCUCGGGUAUGCAGGUAGAUGUGGCCUUAAGGAAAUUCCAGACACAUUAUCGUAUGCCCGGCGAGGCGCAGAAAAUCGAGCGGCUGAUGCAGGUGUUUGCUCAGCGGUACUGCCAGUGCAACCGCGACAUUGUGGCCAAGCUCAGGGACCCUGAGACAAUGUUUGUGCUUGCAUUUGCCAUCAUCAUGCUGAACACAGACCUCCACACAGCCUCCAUGAAGCAGGAGAAGCGGAUGAAGCUGGAGGACUUCAUUAAGAACUUGAGAGGGAUUGAUGACGGGUAUGACAUCGAGCGUGAGAUGCUGGAGGGCAUGUACCAGCGCAUCAAGGCCCAGGAGUUCAGGCCAGGCCACGAUCACGUCACACAGGUGCUAAAGGUGCAACAAACAAUGGUGGGGAAGAAGCCUAACCUUGCCCUGCCCCACCGCCGCCUUGUGUGUUACUGCCGUCUCUACGAGAUCCCGGACGUCACCAAGAAGGAGAGGGUUGGGGUGCACCAGAGGGAGGUCUUCCUCUUCAAUGACCUGCUGGUUGUGACAAAGAUCUUCUCUAAGAAAAAGAACACAGUCACGUACACCUUCAGGCAGAGCUUUCCCCUGGCUGGCUUGGCUGUCAUCACCAGAGAAGUCGCUCAUUACCCUUAUCUGAUGGAACUCCGACACCGAGUGGACAAUAAAGUGCUCAUCACCUUCAACGCGCGGAACGAGCAUGACCGCACCAAGUUCUGCGAGGACCUGAAGGAGAGCAUCUGUGAGAUGGAUGAGAUGGAGUCCCUGCGAAUCGAGGCGGAGCUGGACCGGCAGAAGGCGUCGUUGAGAGCCUCACGCCCCAACGCCACGCCCGAGCACAGAGACUCGGGCGUGGCGGACAUGGAGUUGCUCGCUGCCAAUGAGAAGAAUGGAACGCUGAAGGCUGACUCUACUCUGAAGAGGUCGGCGCUCAGCAACUCCCUCUUGGACAUUCAUGAGGCUGGCCUGUACCUGGCCACCCGUACUCACCUGUAGUGCUCAGCGUAAUAGUUUGCACACCUGUACCACACCUGCACAGCUUGAGGGCGGCGGUGGCAAUGGUGCGGGCACACUGGUGGGACGAAGGGGCAGUAUGGGAUCCCUCGACUCUGGCAUGUCCGUGUCAUUCCAGUCCACUAGCCCCUCGGUCGCUACUUCCCCCGCCGGUCUUCUUCAGCCGCCACUCCUCUCCCACUCCGCCCAGGCGGACUUACAGGCCGCCAGAAGGUCCCCAAUCCCUACAGCCUCCUUCCUCGGGCAGCUGUUCAAGCCCCGAAGGACGUCACGGGCUGAUCUUGGGGCUCCCGGCGUGGAGGUGUGAAGGGGAGCUGGUUCUCUGCCUUCCAGUGGGGAUGACUGAAACUGGGAAGAAGGAUAGAAAAGGGUAGUGAAAGCCAAGGCCUGGGAAUGGUCUGCUUGGGUACGGUUGGAUCCAAAGAGAGUUCAACCCUCGACGGAAGAAACUGCCAGAAGUGAUGUAAGUUACCGGAAGGUGAUUAAGUCAGCUGCAGGUGGCAGGGAAGAGUCCAUGACUCGGAGAGAAGGUGGCGGCAGACGGCGAGGCCCGGGAGCGGAUGGAUCAGGCGGGACAGAGUCAGGUUGUAUAUCUAGCCAUUAUCUAGUCUUUCAAGGUUACACAAGCAUUCCACGCAGCAGACCAGAGUGAAGAGGGAGGUGCCCUGACAUUGCUGCUCUGAGGGCUGCCUAGUGUACCACACACCACGACGGCAUUGGUACUUAGAUCAACACUAGUAAUGAUGAGAUGAGAGAAAACAAAUUAUUCAGUGCCAUUUAGUCAGAUGUAGUCACACAUAUAUAUUAAUUUGUAUCAUAUAUGUACAUAAGUCAUGUUAAAAUAAUCAGUGUAUAAUAUAUCUAAUACUGUGUUAAAUAUAUGCGUGUAUAACCCAGAGGUGAGACCCUCUCGUCUAAAGACGUUUUAGGCCUAGUGUGGCAGCGCCCGGCGCCGGCGCCAGCGUGUCGGUGCCGCGGCCGCCGCCACUAAUAAAGUUAUUUUAUUCAACUUGAAGUGUGCACAACAGUUGAUACAUUUAGCAAGGUGCGGCUUAGCCCACUCUAAGCCGCACACUUCCCCGUGGAAUGACAUCUAGUCAGCACACACACACCUUCAGUACCAUGUGUCAGACGCUUCUCGCCAAAUUACUGGACUGGCUUAAGUUUUGCGCAGUGUCCCAGAUUAUUGAUAUUAUCUAAUACAAACUCACAUACUUUUGUAUAUAUGGGAAAAUAUUGUUAUAAUUUUGUCAGCUUGAUUAUACAGGCUGUAUUUCUAUGGCAAAUAAAUAUUAUGAUGCAAGA